Brassicogethes aeneus is the source of this 1594-nucleotide messenger RNA. NCBI's taxonomy places the organism in Eukaryota, Metazoa, Arthropoda, Insecta, Coleoptera, Nitidulidae. The record is from the annotation of a GenBank genome assembly.
CAUAAAGACCUUGUAUUUGUGAAACCAUUCGCAUUUAGUUUAAAAUGGGUUUCGUUGCAGAGCUGUCUGCUGCAGUGGUGCUUAUCGGCAUCGUUUAUUGGUGGUUUAAAAAUGUGAACACUGUCAGAAACAAAUUAAGGUGGUGUGUCAAAAAACCAGGGGUGCCGAUCUUGGGAAAUGCUUUAGAAUUUACUGGUGGAUCAACAGAGCAUUUAAAAACCAUAGGAAGAUGUAUUGAAUACAGUAAAGAGAAAAAAUUUACAUAUAUAGAAUUUGUAUAUAGACCAAUAAUACUGAUUUCUAACUACAAAUUUUUGGAGUUUGUGUUAAGCUCAAACUCACUGAAACUUAUUGAUAAAUCAGAUGACUAUACUUAUCUCGUUCCUUGGUUGGGUACUGGAUUGUUAACAUCUGGAGGUGGAAAAUGGAAAACAAGAAGAAGAAUUUUAACGCCAGCAUUUCAUUUUCAAAUUUUGGAACAAUUUGUAGAAGUUUUUGAGUCCAACGGAAAUAUUAUGGUUAAUAGACUAAAAGAAGAGGUUGAUAAAAAUUCAUUUGAUAUAUAUCCUUACAUUACAUUAUGUACACUGGAUAUUAUUUGUGAAACUGCAAUGGGAGUUUCCAUUAAUGCUCAAGAUAAAAAAGAAUCAGAGUACGUUAGAAGCGUAAAAGAAAUGUGCAGAAUAAUCGUGGAAAGAUCGUUUUCACCCAUAGAAAUGUUUGACACUCUUUUUCCAUUAUCAAGAAACUACAAAAUACAAAAUCAGGCCAUCAAAGUCCUUCACAAUAAUACAUAUAGCGUGAUUAGACAAAGACGAAAAGAGUUGGAAGAAUCUAAAAAACAGUUAGUUGAAAUAGAAGAUGACGUAGGCACAAAGAAAAGAAUGGCGUUUUUGGAUUUGCUAUUAAAGGCUACCGUGGAUAAUAAACCUUUAUCAAAUGAAGAUAUUAGAGAAGAAGUGGACACAUUUAUGUUUGAGGGUCACGAUACCACAGCUUCUGCCAUUUCAUUCGCUAUUUACUUAUUAGCCAAUCAUCCCGAAGAGCAGAAAAAAGCAUACGAAGAACUAAACUUAAUUUUUGCUGAUGAUAAAAACAGACCAACAGGACAUAGAUAUCUUCAGGAAAUGAAGUAUUUGGAAAAUGUUAUUAAGGAAACUUUAAGGUUGUAUCCUUCUGUGCCCUUUUAUGCCAGAAUGGUAAAUGAGGAUAUAGAAUAUGAAGAUGGUAAAGUUAUUCCAAAAGAUACCUCACUUGUGAUAUUUGCGUAUGGAGUUAAUAGAGAUAAGGAUAACUUUAAGGAUCCAGAUAGUUUUAUUCCUUCAAGAUUUGACGGUAUAGAUGGAAAAUCUCCUUAUUCUUAUUUGCCAUUUAGUGCUGGACCUAGAAAUUGCAUUGGACAAAAGUUUGCUAUGUUAGAAAUGAAGAGCACUAUCUCCAAAAUAAUAAGGAACUAUGAGCUAUUACCAAGUAUACCAGAGCACAAAAUUGUUUUGGCUGCAGAGACAGUUUUAAAAUCCGCUAAUGGCAUAAAGAUAAGGAUUAAGAAGAGAUAAUACAUUUUAUAUACGAGUAGGAAGGAACUACUUAUUAA